Molecule: messenger RNA, 2616 nt
Organism: Fimicolochytrium jonesii
Lineage: Eukaryota; Fungi; Chytridiomycota; Chytridiomycetes; Spizellomycetales; Powellomycetaceae
Exons: 1
Coding region: 196-2616 (806 amino acids)
Source: RefSeq, a predicted model, not a curated record
ACCUGGGCCCCGCUGCGUCAACUCGCAUCUUACUGCCUCAAACGAAAGUAAUACCACAUUUCUGCUCAACCUACACUUGCCAUUCUCUCAUUCUCUCGCCAAACUGAGUCAAGCACGAUCUAAAGCAGCCUCUUAACUGUACAGAGGAGACAUAUAACGCGGAACUCACCUGUUUCUGCAAGAUUUCGAUACAAAAUGAUGCAGUCGCCAAACAUGGGAGACUUUUUGAAUCUCGACUAUAAGGACGAUAGCGACACCCGUCGUGACAAUUUCGGUAUCUCAAGCGACGGGCUUCCUACACCCGACGCACUGCAAGACUCGUCCGUCAACCCGUUCGCACCCGGAUAUGACGGCUGGGUUGCGGAGGAGGUCCAGCCCUUCUGUAACCUUGAACCCACUUCUCCUCCGUCGUCCGAUACUCCUAACGGGCAUCAACUCACGGAGUCUCUCGAAACUUUAGCUCGCCGUUUCUCCGCGAUCGAAGAAACGGCGCAGAGCAUGUUGCGAAGGUGUGCUUCCCAUGGCUCCGCGCCGGCCUUGGCCUCCGGACGAAAGGUUUCGAUCGGCAAAGGAAGAAAUGGGACCGCUCAGGGUGAAUCCCACCGAAGAUCCUCAUCGCUUGCCCAUAUGCCCAACAGUGCCUUCCUCACCUCCAUAAACGAGGCUCUGGCGGUAGAUGGGACACCGCCAUACAGCCAGAACCCGCAUUUCAGUGUAGAUUUCCCGCACAACCAAUAUACAAAUCCGAGGUCUUCAAUGAGCUCAGUCGAGUCAACGGAUGAGACGAUUGGCUUUGCGAUGGAGGAUUGGAAUCAGCUGCUCAGCAACAAACGGUUUUCCCUUCCCGAACAGCAUCAACUUUAUACGCCGAGCUACAGAGGCUAUGGCUCGACGGCUAGCGUAAUUUCUGAUGAUGGAGCUUCGUCCUUGGCGAGUGGCUCCUAUCGAGCAAGCGCUAUGUUUUACCCUCAUGGGAUGCGAUCCGAGCUUGAACAUGUUGUGCAGAAUGGGCCUCCCCUUGGCAUGUUCCUAACUACGCCUGACAACGCGUCACUCUCCCCGACGGACGAAGACAUUCAGUCCCAUGCGAGCUUGUCAGGUUCAUAUUUUCCCGCACAGUUCCACGAACAUAGACCUAUCCUCAGUCCGUACGGAUUGCAUUCGAAUGGGGAGAUGCGAUUUGCUGAUUUCGCCGCUAGAUCAGAUACGUGGGGAGAGACUCCAGAUGGGAACGCUCUCAUUGAUCCGAAUCAGAUACAUGGCCGAGGUAUACAACGCGACGACAUGCACCCGGCAUACCAUCAUGCGCCAUAUUUGAAUGGAGGAAUGUUGGGGAAUGAUCGGGGAAUUUCUGCCUCAGGGACCAUGUCAGAGCACGAAUUGGGCAUGCUUGGCCACGAGCAGGAUGCUGGGCAUCCGAGCAUGUCCGAGUUUCCUGAAAUGUCGCAGCAUCCGGAUCCGAUUUUCUACCACGGCGGUUUGGAGGACAGACAUCCUACCGCCGAGGCUUACCCGAAAGCGACCAGUAGCUCACACAUCAUUGCCCCAACGCCAGUCUACGCGGGUCAAAGUGUUAUGGAUGCGACGGGCUUCCUGCUUUCGCAUCCUAUGCCGAUGGACUCGCCUCACGGUGGAGACUUUGCUCAUACUGCAUACGGAUACGGUCCUGAUUCUAGCAGUAUCCCGCGUAGCGCUUCGGUCUUCACCCCAACUCCUCAGCAGCCACGAACCAUAGUCCCAUUCUCGCAAGGGCAAUGUCAUGCGACGUUCCUUCCACAACUAUCCAUCGAACCUCCCUCGUCAUUAAAGAUGCCUGGGGGUAUGCUCUCAGCUCCAGCGCAUUUUUUACGCCAUCGGCACUCUUCGCCUUACCCCGGUGUCUCGGCACCGUACCCGGUCAUGAGCGGAACUCCGCCCGCAUCAUCCUCGAAUCGCGCAACUCCGUAUCCCCGCAGCAAACCUCUUUCACGAGGUCGAACGAGGUCGGUUCCUGCCCUUCACACGCAAGAUGUGGGCACGCCGCCACUAUCCCAUGUGCAUCCACAAAGUCAACAGCAGCUUCAUCGAAGUAGGAAGAACACGCUUCGCGGACGAUCUACCGGCACACUUGCACAAACCGACCCUGACGCGGGUAUGGAACCAUUUUCUCUUGCAGAAACCGACAUGGGGGACUUCAAAGCAGAUGGCGAUCAAGAAAAUCACAUGCAACCACUGUCUGAGCGGAGUGACGACCCUUCAGGGCCUACCGAAAUAGGAGUACAUCCUCAUGGCCGACGGAAGAAUACCAGGCAUUUGCAUUCCGCCCUAGCAAGGCCGGCCAGCAGCAACGCAAAAAUCGGAGAAAACUAUGCUACGGGCAGCAUGCAUCCCGCGCGAGGGUCCAUACCUCGAUCUGUACGUCGCAGCAACACCCCACUUUCAUCCGCGUCUUUCGCGCAGUAUGAUGGCGCCAACGUCGAGCGAACCGGCACCGUUAAGAUGCAUGAUUUGAUCCGCGAGCACCAGGUGAUGAUGGCGGAGGUAGCGAAGGCGCAAGCGACGCGGCAAAAGGAAGACGCGGAGGCGGGGCAGAUGAUGGAAACGCUGAAUCGUCUCAUGGGGAUUCAACAGAUAUGA